AUGCUGGCAUCCGGGUUUGAGCUGAUCAACCUUGCAGCGACACUUGCUGAGCCGCAAAUGCCCGAAUCGUCUGAUGAUGGGCUAGAUCCCAACGAGUUCUUGUCUCAAUCGCAUGUUCCUCUGGCCCCACCCAGAGCUAAUACCAUCAGCCCUAUCCCCAUCGAGAAUAUUGACAUGACGCCGAAGUUUCUGAACAGUGAGUUGUUCACCAAUCCCAACAUGCUCUCUGAGUCAGAUGUGUUGGUGGAAUCCAUUAAUGUGGACUCGUUUCAUUUUGUUUCCGCUGACUCCAUGUAUCGAAACACCCAUAGUCGUAUGUCCAGUACUGGCGAGUCACCGCUUGAGCAUUUACAAAGCCGAAAUCAAGCAUUAAAUAAUGAAAUGCGCAAUCGCUUGCGUGUCCUUGAAUCUACACUUGCCAAUGGAGAAGAUUGUACGGAAAUCAGGGAGUCCUUGACCAAUGGGUUGGCCCUCCUAUCGGAGAAUAAAUACCUGCUCCAUGAGAUUUACAAUAAGGAGCUAGCGUUUGUCAAUGCAUUGCUAGUUAAUUUCGAAAACUGGGAUCGCAAUCGUUCCAGAGUACUUCGGCGUAUCCAGGCAAUUAAGAGUGAGGGCAAUAGACACGGAAAGAAGCUUGCAGGUCUUCUCAAUAAACAGACGGCCAUUGACGACGAGAUUCAACAGUUGGAAAGUAGAAUCGAAGUUCUUCGUGCGAACAGGGGAGCAAUCACCAAGGAAAUCGAUGAGACUAGCUCCAUUUUGGAGAGCAAAUCGGCAAAGUAUGUCAAUAUCUUCAGAGACUUGGAACGGCAAGGACGUGAUGCCAUCAGCGAGUACUUAUACUCAAGUGGGAUACCUAAGAAUAAUCUUGAGAUCCUUUUGAAGUCAGAGCCAGUGGAGGCGACUUUCUCAUAUAUUCACGACAACCAGAGAUCUGACAAUACUAUUAACAUCGCUUCGGAUACAAGAGGUAUCGAACACCCGAAGGCUGCAAAUACCCAGUCAGAAGAGCCUAAAAUAACAGCGAGCACCAUGGGAAUACAGCCACUAAUAAUCUCUGGAGAUGAGCCCGAAGUUGACCCCGGCGUCCCUCAAGUCGAAGAGGAAUCGGCCUAUGCUAUGGGAUAUGCCAGAGGAUCCCAGCGCUUAGAAAAACUACGAAAGGGUAUAAGCAAUAUCGUUACUCAUGUGUUCCCACCAGUUCAGAAUGGGCAUAAAUCUGCAAAGAAUGUGGAUGACCAGCUGAACGUAAUCACUGAGAAGAUCGACUUAGUGCCGAUAAUUGAGCUACUUUCACAUAAAUCUGAUGCUCUAUCCAAGUUGACUGUCGACUUCUCCAAACUGGCUGCCGAGUAUCAUGAUCAGAAUGUAAUAUUGAAAGAUAUCUACCGCAGUCUCGGUUCUAAUGAGAGGACCAUAAUCUCGCUACUUUCCAACACGAGCCCGUCUCCAGAAGACUUGGUGUCACUUCUUUCCAAGUCUUACUCUGAAUUGAAGAAGGUAUUGGAGAGACAGCUAGAAUCUCGGGUGAGAUCCUCAGGGCCAAAGAACAAGUACUUAAUAACUAUAUUACAUCUUGAACUUACUGCUGUUGCCAAAGCCAUGAGCGAGUUGUCCCAAAAUUCAAGUUAUGAAUUGCAAGUACCUCUGCUUGGAAGCUCUGUCGAUUCUUCAAUGCUGGAUUCUCGGGCCGAAUCAAGAAAUAAUUUUGCCAUAUCAGGAAUCACUUCCGCUGGCUACCGUCCACCUACUCAUUCUACAACAUUCACUUCUCAUGCAAGUCCAACUGUCUAUAAAGUUCGGCAAGAUUCUCCUUUUGCCUCUUCCUCUAAAGGUCUGAAGAACGAAUAA
Molecule: messenger RNA, 1851 nt
Organism: Sungouiella intermedia
Lineage: Eukaryota; Fungi; Ascomycota; Pichiomycetes; Serinales; Metschnikowiaceae
Source: the annotation of a GenBank genome assembly